GAGACGUUAAAUCUUACAGGCAUGUAUUUUCUCUGUUCCAAAUUAUGGGUCGCUUUGGUUUUUCUAUGUAUAUGAGACUGGCUAUGCACGAUAUACACUAUGUGUAGAAGGAUUAUGUUUUAUGGGAAUGGUUAUAUGUGCCGUCUUAUUAGCGUCGUCUAUGUCUUGACGGAAUAGUCUUAUUUUGGUCAAUUAGGAAAUUAAAAUAACAAAUUUCGAGAAAUGAAAGUAUACUUCUUCCCUUCUCUUUUCUUAUUAUCUUAUUUCUACACUAGUAGAGAUGCUGAAUCAUUCACUUAUCUGAUCCCGGAUAGGAGCUAUCUCACAGAUCUACAUCCAAGUACAGUCAUGGCCUAGCGGUCUUCUUCUAGUAGGAGUAGUAGACACUUCAAUAUAAUUCAUACAGCAUGACAUCAAGGCCACGGCGCAAUUAUUACAAAGUCAUGAUCAGAAGAAGCUUCUACUUGACCUGCGAUCGACGAAGCAAUUUAAUUUUAGCCAACACACCACCAAGCACCAACCAAGCAUUCCCUUUAUAAUUAAGCACAACACCCCAUCAGGCGCGCAGAGCAAGAAACAAUAAUCGGCCCGGUCAGUCAACCCCACCAUGUUCUUCUGCGAGUGCGGCACGGGCAGCUUCAAGCACGUCGACGAGGGCCCCGAGGACAUCAGCUGCGGCGGAUCGCGAUCGCCCAGGGGGAGGAGGAAGCCCGGCGGCAAGGUCAACCCCUACGCGGGGCGCGGGUUGGACCGGUUCUCCGUCGUGCUCGCCGAGCUCGAGACCCGGCGGGCCAGGAUCCUCCGCCGCGUCGGCUCCGACACCGGCCUCGUCUUGGUCCGCUUCGUCCAGUCCAACGGCGGCUGGACGCCCGUCGUCGUGAAGCUCCCCGACGAUGACGAGCAGCUCAAGCAUGGCGCCGCCGCCGCCGCCGCCAAGAAACCGAAGGCCGCGGCGCCACCGUUGCCACUACCGGCUCCUGCUUCGCCCACCAGCCCGCUGGACCCGGCCAGCCCUAGGGGGAGGGAAGAAGGAGGCAAGAAGGCCAUCACCACCAAGGUGCCGGCGAGGAGGGCGUCCUUCUCGUGGGGGACGAGGGUGCGGCGGCCGUCCCGCUACUGGCCGGCCGUCAUCGUGCUCACGCUGGUGAGCCUGGCCGUGUUCGGGCGGGUGUUCGCCAUCUGCCUCACCUCCAUUUGGUGGUACGUCCUCCCCACCAUGGGCAACGAAUGCUACGACGGCGCCGGCGGCGAGGACGCGCGCCGGGCCGGCCUGAGGAGGUCCAUGGAGAAAAAGAAGCUCGUCUCGCAGCCGCCACACACCAAGAACGGCAGCAGCUGGGGCGCGAACGAGGUGGCCAGCUCGCCAAGAGGCCAUGCCAUUGCCAAGGGGAAGCGAGGCUGACGCCUGAUCGACGCAAGCAUUAGUGCCCGUAGUUGUGUGGCUGGAAAAAGCUAGUAGGGAUGAAAGAUGAAACCUUACGGGCCACAAAUCUCUUGUUUUUUUUCCUUUUUCAAUUUCUUCCAUGAUGAGAUGGAACGUGAAUUUGAUGAUGUUUCUCUUUUACAGUCCAUCUCGUCAUGUUGUAAUAAAUUUGUAAAUAGUGUCGAUCGAGUUACUUCAUUUGCAUGGAUGUCGACCCUUUUUUUC
Panicum virgatum (switchgrass) is the source of this 1648-nucleotide messenger RNA. RefSeq lists its product as uncharacterized. The coding region runs from base 608 to 1402 and encodes 264 amino acids. The transcript has a single exon. NCBI's taxonomy places the organism in Eukaryota, Viridiplantae, Streptophyta, Magnoliopsida, Poales, Poaceae. The record is from RefSeq and is a predicted model, not a curated record.